AUGAAUGACUUCAAGUAUUCUGAUGAUCAAGCAAGUAGAUUAUUGUCUUUAUAUUUUCCUGGUGCCAAAAAUGGGGUCAACAAAGCUCGUUUUGUUGAGCGUUUUCUGGUUGGAGGAUGGAAAACAAACGAAGAUGCCGUUCAGAUGGCCAUUCUCUAUUUCAUCCAUACUUUUGUUUUUUCUCAACUAGGUGAUGUACCUAUAUCAGUUGAUGAUUUCAAGAUGGUAGAAGAUGGUAGUUAUGAGCAAUAUCCAUGGGGAAAAUUAGCAUAUUCAAAAUUGAUAAAAGGAAUGCGUCAGGAGUUUUCAAAUGCCAAACAAAUGUAUCGUCUAGGCGGCAUGCCAUACGCUCUGAAUGUUUGGAUAUAUGAAUGUGCAUCUCAAGUUCCCUCUGAAAUUGCUGUAAGAGUGGGCAAUAAAAUUCCCAGAAUUCUUAACUGGCGUGUUGUCGCCGUGAAGCCAAAAUUUGAGACCUUCAUGUCUACCAUCUUCAGUGAGUAUCAAUGCUCCAACAUUGUCCAAUCUCAACAUGAAAUGGAAUCUAUUGUCGUUCAUGACAGCCAACAGAAACCUGAAGAUUCAACAUCGGCUGCCAAGGUCAAUUUUAGAAAACCUCAUGAAAUCACUGGAUUUGAGGACUUUUCAACAACACCACCCACUGAAUUUUUAAAGAGAUCCAGGGAUGUCGCUGAGACAUCUUCUCCACCUCCUUCCAAGAGAAUGAAGACUUCCCCUGCUAAAAAGCCAAUUCAAGUAGAAACAACCAACAUGCACAAGGAUUUCUUAUCACCAAAUGAAUCAGAAAAUGUUGUUUCUCCUGACAAUGAACCAGGGGCAAAGUCACCAAAGGAAUCAGAAAAGCUUGUUUCUCCUGACAAUGUACCAGGGGCGAAGUCAGCUGUUGACCGGAAGUUCAAGCGUUUGGAGAACAAAAUGGAUUCAAAUCACAUUGAUCUUUUGAAAGCCAUCGAUAGUAUGGCGAACCGAAUGACUGGCACAUCAUCUCAAGUUAAAAAAGAUGAUUUUGAUCAAUCAUUCCAUGUGGUUGAACAACAAGAAGCACCUACUGGAUUGGAGGGACCUGAACCAUCCAUCAUGAUAAAUCAGGUGGACAACAUAUCGGAACAAAGCAUUUUAGCAGAUGUUCCUGAAUUAUUUGAUCAUCAAGUUUAUUCUGAUACAUUAAAGACAUUUAGUACAUUUAUAUCAUAA
Molecule: messenger RNA, 1212 nt
Organism: Solanum dulcamara
Lineage: Eukaryota; Viridiplantae; Streptophyta; Magnoliopsida; Solanales; Solanaceae
Exons: 5
Coding region: 1-1212 (403 amino acids)
Source: RefSeq, a predicted model, not a curated record